Molecule: messenger RNA, 2430 nt
Organism: Fopius arisanus
Lineage: Eukaryota; Metazoa; Arthropoda; Insecta; Hymenoptera; Braconidae
Gene: ImpE1
Product: vitellogenin receptor
Exons: 8
Coding region: 175-1674 (499 amino acids)
Molecular function (GO): protein binding
Source: RefSeq, a predicted model, not a curated record
GUUUAACAACGUCCAAAGCCUUGCUGUGCCUCAGUCAUCAUCACACUGGCUUGCUGCAUGCAGGCUCCAACCUAGUAAAACACUAUUCGUGCACUUCAAUCUUAUCAGCUACACCAAUUGCCCCUUUUUAAUGCACAACGUGUCGCUAUCAUUACUGCUAAUAUUCGUUGAAAUAUGAAUCGUUGUAUUGUUUUAAGCUGCACCAUAGCUUCGUUACUGGGACUAGUCCAUUCUACACCAGCGAAUCCAACAGUUGGUCUGAAUGAUGAGUGCUCCAGGGACAGAGAUUGCCAAGUUAGCAUUAAAUACAGCCGAUGUCACUUGGGUUUCUGUAAUUGUCAGCCUUUCUUUGCGCCCUACAAUGAAACCACUUGCGUCGAGUCGACUCUCUUGGGGAAUGAAUGCGUUGUGCCAGAGCAGUGUUCCAUGAAAGUGGCGAAUAGCAGUUGUCUAGCGGGUGUAUGCAGAUGUGAGGAAGGCUAUCUUCAGUACAGAAAACAUACCUGUUUGCCACCUGCUCGACCUGGUCAGGUCUGCUACAGUCAUGAACACUGUCGUCUCUGGGACAGUGACACCCACUGUGACUUUUUAAUUCCUGAUUUAUUCGGUUACUGCCAGUGCACAGCACCCAUGAAGAGAGAUGGAGAUAUCUGUCGACAUAAUUCACUUGUAAUCCAACCAUCGCUCACCACAAGUUCUCCAACCGCUGGAACCCCCCCUGAAGAGGACAAUAAUGAGGAACUGAUUGAUGAUACGACGGAUUCAGGUUUUCACCUCUCCUGGCUGAAGAAUGCAACGAGAUUGUUAUCAACAACAAUAACAACAUCAAAAAUUCCCACAAACAUGGUGACAAGACCGAUGUACAGAACGCCGAGACCGCAUCACGAGAGCACAAAUGAACUUCCCGAUGACAACGAUGCAGUGGUGAUAGAGGCGGACGUCAUCACCGAGUUGAUACAAACAACGACAUUAGCUCCAGCACCAACAAAGUCAGAUCGCCACGAGACAUCCACUGUAACACCAGUGAGCCUCGGAUUAUCAUGCAGCAACGAUCUCGAGUGCAGAAUGGCUGAUGCAAAUUCACGAUGCAUUCACGGAAUAUGUGACUGCACUAUUGCCCAUGGGAACAGCAGUAUUGCUUGUAAUGGAAAAAAAACAGGCUGUCCAAGUGGUACAUUUCAGUGUCGUGAAUCGGGGGCGUGCAUCAGCUGGUUCUUCGUUUGUGAUGGAAGACCAGACUGUGGAGAUGGCUCUGAUGAAGAGUGCACUAAUGGAAGUUGUCCUAGUCAGGCAUUCAGGUGUGGAAAAAGUGGAAUUUGCAUAUCUCGGGCUGUACAAUGCGAUGGGAGACUCGAUUGUCCGCAUGGGGAGGAUGAAGAUGGAUGUAAAAAUCGGAGAAGAUGUCCGGAGGGAUCAUUCCGCUGCAAUAAUGGCCAAUGCCUUCCUGCGUACGAAUUCUGCAAUGCAGUUGUCUCCUGCAGGGAUGGAAGUGAUGAGCCUCGGGGUGCGUGUCGUACGCGUAAUCGGAGUCGAUUGUCCGCAAGGAGUUGUCCUUUCCGGUGUGCGAAUGGACGCUGUCGUUCCGAUGCUAUUACCUGCAGUGGACGAGACGGUUGUGGUGAUGGAUCUGACGAACUUAAUUGUUCAGUUUGCAAGUGCCCAGUAGUUCAAUAAACCAAAGAUCGACAGAAUCAAUCACUCAACUGAGGACAUUGCGUCAUAAAUAUUUACUUAAGUAUUAAAGUGACUAAAUAUUCCUAGGUAGCUAAAUGUAAUUAAUUAUACAAUAAUUAUUCAUAAUGCAUUACGUGUAGAGAUAUAGUGACUAUUGCAAUCCGAUUUUUUAAUUUCAGAUCAAAUUUUUCUCGUAACAUGAAAAUCUCAAAUCCCCCGGACAAUUUGACAUUUUAUUUUUGUAUCUCUAGAAUUUUUAUAGUCGAUAUAAGUUGUGAUUUUUUUCAGAACCAACACUAGAAAAUCAUAAUGAAUUUCUCCCAGUGUUGUGUAUUAAAGGAAUAGUCAGAUAAUAGCUGUUAAAAUUAAUUACAAAAAAUUUACUGAUGUACCCGUUUUAUUUAAUUGUUUGCUGCGUCAGGAGUCGAAUGUAAUGGAUGCGGAGUUUAUUACAUCCGACUUCUCACAUGCAACGCAAACUCAGUACUUUUCUUUCAAUGAAAUAUGCAGUUCGUGUCAGUUACUCAUUCUCCCAUGAAAAUCAUUUUUCGCUGAUUAUUGGAGAGCUACGCAGAUGUGCUACACCAAUUUGUACAAUUUUACCAUUUUACAUACAUUUCAGAGAUUUUUUCUCUCAAUUAAGAUUAUUUAAGUUAAUUAAGGGAUUUUGUUCACUUGGAUUUUACGGAAAUUUCAAAGGUGUAAAGACUGUAUUUUUUCAAACAAGACUUCGUAAAUAAAAGAUUUUUACUGUGA